AUGAAAUCAGAAUCAAUUGUUGUGUGCGCGCACACGUCUUUCGUGCUGUUUCAAGUCUUUAUUGUUUUUAAACCGGAUAGAGAUCUUUCUGGCGUUGAAGUAGAAACAGGUGGUAGACUGCACAACAUUUUUAGUCGCGUAAAUGUAUUUGGGGAUAUGAUCGGGUCACGAUGGCGUCUGAUGGCGUCCAGUGCAUUAAAAGGCAACGUGUCACCGUUGCUUGUUACCAGCCGUUUGAGUUUUUGUUUGCGAAUUCGUCAACGACGUUAUCAACUUCUAGUCUACGCCGUCGAUGGACGACG
Molecule: messenger RNA, 302 nt
Organism: Cinara cedri
Lineage: Eukaryota; Metazoa; Arthropoda; Insecta; Hemiptera; Aphididae
Source: the annotation of a GenBank genome assembly